This is a messenger RNA of Sphenostylis stenocarpa, 1662 nucleotides long. The record is from the annotation of a GenBank genome assembly. NCBI's taxonomy places the organism in Eukaryota, Viridiplantae, Streptophyta, Magnoliopsida, Fabales, Fabaceae.
AUGGUCGGAGGUUCGGUUGAGUUGGAGACCAUGUUUUCUUUAAGAUCUCCUAAAGCAGAUAUGGAAAAUGACUUGUAUGGUCAACCAGCAAGCAUAAAGAGUAGAGACAGUUGUGGUAACUGGCUGGAGAAGAACUUGUACUCGCCAACGCAGGGUUCACAGAGUCAUUGGGACCAAGCUGCACUGAGGUUGCAGAAAGUUUACAAAAGUUUUAGGACAAGAAGGAAACUUGCAGAUUGUGCAGUUCUUGCAGAGCAGAGAUGGUGGAGGGCUUUGGACUUUGCUGAACUGAAGCGCAGUUCAAUAUCAUUUUUUGACAUUGAGAAACCAGAGACGGCUGUUUCACGUUGGUCAAGGGCUAGAAAGAGAGCUGCCAAGGUUGGAAAGGGUCUAUCUAAGGAUGUGAAGGCUCGCAAACUUGCUUUGCAGCAUUGGCUAGAGGCAAUUGAUCCUCGACAUCGCUAUGGUCACAAUCUUCAAUUUUAUUAUGUCAAAUGGCUUCGCUGUGAUAGCUGUCAACCUUUCUUCUAUUGGCUUGAUGUUGGGGAAGGCAAGGAAGAACUUUCUGAGAGAUGUCCCAGGUUAAAACUUCAGCAACAGUGCAUCAAAUAUCUGGGUCCAGUGGAAAGAAUGGAUUAUGAAGUAGUUAUUGAGAAUGGAAGACUCUUGUACAAGAAAAAUGGAAAACCUGUUGACACAACAGGAAAUGCAAAGUGGAUUUUUGUUCUUAGUACAUCCAAAAAUCUUUACGUAGGGCAGAAGAACAAGGGCACAUUUCAACAUUCAAGUUUCCUAGCAGGGGGAGCCACAUUGUCUGCUGGUAGAUUAGUGGCAGAGGGUGGUGUUCUUAAGGCAGUUUGGCCUCACAGUGGGCAUUAUCUGCCAACAGAAGAAAAUUUUGAGGAGCUCAUGUUAUUCCUUAGAGAUAAUAAUGUAGAUCUUACAGAUGUAAAGAAAAAUCCAGAUGAAGAAGACAGAGAUGAAAUUAACCAAGAUAUCUUCCAACACAAUCCUUUAGAAGAGACCAUGAAAUCUCCAAACAUUGAAACUGAAAGUCCCAACACAUUAGCUGAAGAGUUUCCUGACUUGAGAAAUGAGGAUUCUAAUGCUGAUUCAACCUCUCAACCACCCUUGGCAAGAUUGUCUGUAAGACUAGGAUCGAAGAUAGCAAGAAUUCAGAUACCAAAAAGAGUCAUAGUCCCCGAAAUUUUUGAAGAGACAGAAAACGGUCCCUGUACCCAGUACUAUUCUCCAACUGCAGCAUCGAACUGUGGUUAUGAGACAGCAGAAGAAUCAUUUAUAAACGAGGAGGAAUUCAUGGUUUCCAAAUCAAACAUGUUUCUUGAAAAUCAAGACGAAGAAGACAAGAAUACUAUUCCAAAGGAGAAAAUCUUGAAGAGGAUAGAUUCACACAAAGGAAGGAAAUCAUAUCAAUUGGCCAAUCACUUGUCUACCAAAUGGACAACAGGUGCAGGCCCUCGAAUUGGUUGCAUGAGAGACUACCCUCUUGAGCUUCAGAAUUGGAUUCUGGAGCAGCAAAAUUUGUCUCCAAGGACAAUAAUAAUGGCUCCAUCUCCUCGACUCCCACUGUUGUCUCGCUUCAGCCCUCAUGUUGCUUUUCCACCUCCUUUGGCUGAUGUUCCAAGUGCCUUAAGCAGCUAG